Molecule: messenger RNA, 3755 nt
Organism: Dipodomys ordii (Ord's kangaroo rat)
Lineage: Eukaryota; Metazoa; Chordata; Mammalia; Rodentia; Heteromyidae
Gene: Kif7
Product: kinesin family member 7
Exons: 18
Coding region: 13-3408 (1131 amino acids)
Biological process (GO): microtubule-based movement; mitotic spindle organization
Molecular function (GO): microtubule motor activity; ATP binding; microtubule binding
Source: RefSeq, a predicted model, not a curated record
CCUUCAUUCGGUAUGGGGCUGGAGGCCCAGCGGCUGCCUGGGGACGAAGAGGCUCCAGUGAGGGUGGCCCUUCGAGUCCGCCCACUGCUGCCCAAGGAGCUGCUCCAUGGACACCAGAGCUGCCUGCAGGUGGAGCCAGAGGAUGGCCGGGUCACCCUGGGGCGUGACCGCCACUUUGGCUUUCACGUGGUGCUGGCAGAGGACGCUGGGCAGGAGGCUGUGUACCAGGCCUGCGUGCAGCCCCUCCUGGAGGCCUUCUUUGAGGGCUUCAAUGCCACUGUCUUUGCCUAUGGCCAGACGGGCUCCGGGAAGACAUACACCAUGGGGGAGGCCAGUGUGGCCUCCCUGCAGGAGGAGGAGCAGGGCAUCAUCCCGAGAGCCAUGGCCGAGGCCUUCAAGCUGAUCGACGAGAACGACCUGCUGGAUUGCCUGGUGCACGUGUCCUACCUGGAGGUGUACAAGGAGCAGCUCCGCGACCUGCUGGAGGUGACCACGGCCAGCCGCGACAUCCAGCUGCGGGAGGACGACCGCGGGAGCGUGGCGCUGUGCGGGGUGAAGGAGGUGGACGUGGAGGGCCUGGACGAGGUGCUGAGCCUGCUGGAGAUGGGCAACGCGGCGCGGCACACGGGGCCCACGGCCUUCCACCGGCGCUCCAGCCGCUCGCACACGGUGUUCACGUCCACCAGCACCGAGCCCGUGGCGCGGGGGCUCAAGCGUAGCCCAGGUGGCCUGCACGGCUGGCCCCCGGGGCCCCGGGGCUCGGAGCAGGGUCGGGUGGGGCCGGGAAGGGCCGGCCCGGCCGCCCACUCUGGAAGCCUCUCUCCCGCUCCCCAGGAGGACGAGGGGGCGCAGCAGCUGCUGGCCCUGCAGGCCCAGGUGGCGCGGCUGGAGGAGGAGAACCGGGAUUUUCUGGCUGCGCUGGAGGACGCCAUGGAGCAGUACAAGCUGCAGAGUGACCGGCUGCGCGAGCAGCAGGAGGAGAUGGUGGAACUUCGGCUGCGGCUAGAGUUGGUGCGGCCUGGCUGGGGGGACCCCGGGCUCCUGCAGGGCCUGCCCCCCGGAUCCUUCGUGCCCAGGCCUCACACAGCCCCUCUUGGGGGCGCCCACAGCCAACGGCUGGGCAUGGUGCCCUCUGGUUGUCUUCCUGGAGAUGAAGUUGACCCUGAGCCGUGGGGUGAGCAGGUGACAGACGGCAGGGAGGCUGGAGCCGAGCUGCUGGCCGAGGUGGACAGGCUGGAGAGCGGCUCCUCUUCAGAGGAAGAAGAGGAGCUGCCCAGGAGGGCCUUACACCUCCGCAGGAAUGGAGUCAGCCACUGGAGCCAGAGGCAGAGGCCAGGGAGCCCGCCGGACAGGAAGGACCCAGAGGCCUGCCCUCAGGAGCCGGGAUCUGCCGUCCCCGGGCCCAAACCAGCCGGUGGCCGUCAGGCUGUGGUCCCCACCCGCCAGGCCCCCGCCGCCUCAGCCUGGGAGUGGCGGCUGGCCCAGGCCCAGCAGAAGAUCCGGGAGCUGGCCAUCAACAUCCGCAUGAAGGAGGAGCUCAUUGGGGAGCUGGUUCGGACAGGGAAGGCGGCCCAGGCCCUGAACCGUCAGCACAGCCAGCGCAUUGGGCAGCUGGAGCGGGAGGCGGAGCGGGCGCGGGCCGAGCUGAGCGAGGGCCAGAGGCAGCUGCGGGAGCUGGAGGCCCGGGAGCCGCGGGACGCAGGCGAGCGCUCCCGGCUGCAGGAGUUCCAAAAGAGGGUGGCUGCCGCCCAAAGCCAGGUGCAGGUGCUGAAAGAGAAGAAGCAGGCGACCGAGCGGCUGGUGUCGCUGUCGGCGCAGCGCGAGAAGCGGCUGCAGGAGCUGGAGAGGAAUGUGCAGCUCAUGCGGCAGCAGCAGAGCCAGCUGCAGCAGCGGCUGCGGGACGAGAUGGAGCAGAAGCGGCGCCUGGAGACGGAGAUGAACAAGCGGCAGCACCGUGUCAAGGAGCUGGAGCUGAAGCACGAACAGCAGCAGAAGAUCCUGAAGAUCAAGACGGAGGAGAUCGCGGCCUUCCAGAGGAAGAGGCGCAGCGGCAGCAAUGGCUCUGUGGUCAGCCUGGAGCAGCAGCAGAAGAUCGAGGAGCAGAAGAGGUGGCUGGACCAGGAGAUGGAGAAGGUGCUGCAGCAGCGGCGGGCGCUGGAGGAGCUGGGGGAGGAGCUCCGCAAGCGGGAGGUCAUCCUGGCCAAGAAGGAGGCCCUGGUGCAGGAGAAGACAGGGCUGGAGAGCAAGCGCCUGCGGUCCAGCCAGGCCCUGAAUGAGGACAUCGUGCGGGUGUCCAGCCGCCUCGAGCACCUGGAGAAGGAGCUGUCUGAGAAGAGCGGGCAGCUGCGGCAGGGCAGCGCCCAGAGCCAGCAGCAGAUCCGCGGCGAGAUCGACGCCCUGCGCCAGGAGAAGGACGCCCUGCUCAAGCAGCGCCUGGAGAUCGACGGCAAGCUGCGGCAGGGCAGCCUGCUGUCCCCCGAGGAGGAGCGGACGCUGUUCCAGCUGGACGAGGCCAUCGAGGCCCUGGACGCCGCCAUCGAGUACAAGAACGAGGCCAUCACGAGCCGCCAGAGGGUGCUGCGGGCCUCGGCCUCCCUGCUGUCCCAGUGCGAGAUGAACCUCAUGGCCAAGCUCAGCUACCUCUCCUCCUCCGAGACCAGAGCCCUGCUCUGCAAGUACUUUGACAAGGUGGUGACGCUGCGAGAGGAGCAGCACCGGCAGCAGAUCGCCUUCUCGGAGCUGGAGAUGCAGCUGGAGGAGCAGCAGCGGCUGGUGUACUGGCUGGAGGUGGCUCUGGAGCGGCAGCGCCUGGAGAUGGACCGGCAGCUGACGCUGCAGCAGAAGGAGCACGAGCAGAGCGUGCAGCUGCUGCUACAGCAGGGGCGAGACCACCUGGGCGAGGAGCUGGCAGACAGCAAGAGGCAGUACGAAGCCCGGAUUCAAGCUUUGGAGAAGGAACUGGGACGCCACCUGUGGAUAAACCAGGAGCUGCGGCAGAAGCUCGGGGGCCCCGGGGGCGGCGUGGCCGGCCCAGGCAGGGGGGGAGAACGGCGGACCCUCGGCAUGGAGCACAGACAGGCUCCUGGAGAAGAUGGGCUGCACACAGCAGGCCCUGAACUUUUCUGGCCGCCCUCCCUCGAGGCCGGGCCCCGAGCCAGGGAGGAGCCGAGGGACCCGGUGCGGGGGCCCCUGCCCCUGACGUGGAAGCGCUGCAGCAGCCUGGGCGGCGAGGAGCAGGGCUCCCCAGAGGACCCAAGGCCGCGGGAGGUGGCCGAGCCCCUAGGGGCCCGGGUGUUACCUGCAGGGGAUGGGGGCCUGUCCUGGAACUUCGGACCCUUGCUCAAGUCCCGGUGGGAGCCCCGAAGAGCCAGCCCGGGCAUGAUCGAUGUCCGCAGGAAUCCCCUGUAGAGCCGGGGGCCAGGCUGCCUCCGCCCUGCUCACGCCCACGGAUGGUGGCAUCUGGGGCUUCAGCCCCAAAGUGGGCUCUUCUGCUGUACCUGGGAUGCACCUGUUCUCACACCUCCAGCCCUUACUUUGCAAGUAGACGUAAAUCCUUGCGACCCAAUUUGAGCUGCUCGUGGUGUGGGACUCGGGACACAGGCUCCGGGCUCAGGCCCGUGUGCUGGGUCGGCCCAAGGCCAGUAUAGGUCAGCUGCGGCAGGUGUCUAUGCAGCAAAGGUCUACGUAGCCAGGGGACGUGGGAAAUUAUUUUCUUAGAACUUUUACAAACCAUUUUGCAAUAAACAGGGAUGUGA